This is a messenger RNA of Plectropomus leopardus (leopard coralgrouper), 1280 nucleotides long. RefSeq names its product calcium regulated heat stable protein 1 (gene carhsp1). Gene Ontology annotation, cellular component: cytoplasm. The record is from RefSeq and is a predicted model, not a curated record. Gene Ontology annotation, molecular function: mRNA 3'-UTR binding. Gene Ontology annotation, biological process: regulation of mRNA stability. Lineage: Eukaryota; Metazoa; Chordata; Actinopteri; Perciformes; Serranidae.
GUCCUCCUGUCCUCGUCUCCACAGGUGUUUAUUGUCCUCCUCUCUGCUCCCUCUUGAGUGGCUCCCCUCCCCCCUUCUUCCUCCCCACCCUUUGGCUCCACUUCUUCCGCCAUGUCAUCUCAGGCCACGCCCAUCCAGGGCUCACGACCUGUGACCCCUCCGCUGACCUCUGCAGGAUCGCCGCGCUCUCCGGUCUCACCAGAGUCCCUGCGUCCUCCAGCCUGCAGGCACAGAGACCGCUCACCGUCCCCCAUGAGAGACUACCUCAUCCCCAGUCCUAUGCCCACACGCAGGACCAGGACCUGCUCAGCGACGGCUCGUGCAUCAGAGGGUCCCGUGUUUCGUGGUGUGUGUAAAUAUUUUUCCCGCUCCAAAGGCCAUGGCUUCAUCACGCCAUCCGACGGAGGCAGCGACAUCUUCGUCCACAUCUCAGACAUCGAGGGCGAGUAUGUGCCGGUGGAAGGCGACGAGGUGACCUACAAAAUCUGCUCCAUCCCUCCCAAACACGAGAAGGUCCAGGCGGUGGAGGUGACCAUCACUCAUCUCAAGCCGGGAACCAAACACGAGACCUGGGCGGGACACGUGGUCAGCAGCUGAGCGCUGACACUGGUGGGCGAAGGGCGGGGUCAGCGAGUUUGAGGCGGGCGGGAGGGGAGAUAUCGACCAAACCGGGAGGGAUGGCAGGGUUCAGACGGAGCACUGGGUGAACUGAAAAUGAGGGCUUUUUGACAGCUGGGAUAAUUGAAUGAGACGAGGCUGAUCUCCUAAAGGUUUAAAUCGGGGGAAAUAUUAAUAAUCUCGUAGUUAACUGAUGAUAAAAAGGAGGCGGCUUCAUCUGCUCAUCCUGGGAAAUGAGUCACUGUAUUUUAGGAAAACAUUCAGGUGGGUUGAUUUUCUGAUUCUGGUGGAGGAGAUGUUUGUCGUAGAAAGACUUCUAACUUUAGGUUUCUCACUUAGACUUUUUGUUUUUUGCAUUUGAGUCCGCAUCGUUUUAUUUGAUGCAGUUAUUCCUGGAAAAAAAAAUCUUUGAGGUGCUUGUGGAAGAAUUCGACUUCUGAAAAUGAAGCUGUCGAGGUUGCAGGAGCGAUAACGUGCGGAGUGUCGAUGCAGCUGUGUGGGCGCUCCAUUUACGAUGUGCAGCAGCGCGGGGUUAAUCUCCAGGUAUCCUGCGUGUGCCUCCUUCUAACCUACAGCUCCGUUUGUACCUAAACAAAUCCGUCGUCUGUGUUUGAUCGUGUGUGGGCGGCUACAAGAGUGAAAUAAAGCAUUUUCAACCGGCA